GGGGCCGGGGCGGGGCCGGGCCGCAGUGAUUUUCAAAGGAGAUUGUCACUUGAACUACUGCCUUAACUUUCUGAAGAGUCUUUCUGCCGAGCAGACUGGCAGCAUUGAGAAGACCCUCCGAUUAGAGGUUUCAGAUACAGAAAAUAUCCUGGGGAUUGCUCAGACUGAAAACAUCCAAGUCUCUGCAGAGGUCUGUGAUGUUUCUCUGAGCAUUGACAUGCCUGAAGGUCCAGAUGGAAGCUUGGAAUUUGGAACCAUUAAUGUCCAAGAUAAUGUCAAGAAAGUCCUGCAUCUAGAAAGCACGGGGGUAUACAACAUUGAGUACAGGUUCACACUUGAGGCUGCAGGUCGCAGGACGCGAGACGUGGCAUCCCACUUCACUGUUAAGCCUCAGUCAGGCCUGCUGAUUCCCUCCCAGCCUGGUGUGAAUGUUGAGAUGCUCUUCCAACCCACAAGAGAAAUGUUCCUCAGGAGCAAACCCAUCCUGUACUGCCAGGUGAUAGAUGCCAGCUCAGGUGAAGGAGGCCAGGCUGUCCUCAACAUCCCAUUGAGGGUGUCUGCCAUAGCUGAGUACAGCAAGUACAGCAUUGAGCCUGCCUCACCCAUCAACUUUGGAGCCAUGCUCAAGGGCACCAAGAAGACCCAGACUGUCAUGCUGGAGAACAAAGGGCUGCUCAGCUUCAAAUUCCACAUCUGCCAAGCACCCGAGGAGGCACUGGGAAGCAAAAGCUCAAAGCAAGUGGAAGCUGAAAAGUGCUCCAUGAGAAGGAAAUCAACCUCCUUGACACAGGCUCGCCUCAAUCUUGGCAUGUUCACGGUGUCCCCUGCUCCGGCUCCAUCAGUCCGUGGGGCCAGCAGAAGAUCCCAGUGAAAUGCCUCGCAGGGCAGGAGGGGACAUGUGAGCAGCAGCUCUGUAUUGACAUCACAGGCAGACACCCCAAGGACAAUCCCCUUGGCAUUCCCUUCACCCUGAUUGCUCAGUCCUGUAUCCCAGCACUCGUCGAGGAUGUCACAUUAAUCUUCGAGGAGUACCCGAUCUGCAGCAGCACCGACCUCGACCACAAGCUGCAGUCGGUGGAAUGCGCCAGCCUGUUUGUCACAGAUGAGAACAGAUUCAUCUUCAGCAAGGCUCAGGUUGGGCAAGAGG
Molecule: messenger RNA, 1147 nt
Organism: Passer domesticus (house sparrow)
Lineage: Eukaryota; Metazoa; Chordata; Aves; Passeriformes; Passeridae
Product: hydrocephalus-inducing protein homolog
Exons: 9
Coding region: 218-871 (217 amino acids)
Biological process (GO): axonemal central apparatus assembly; cilium movement
Cellular component (GO): axoneme
Source: RefSeq, a predicted model, not a curated record